AUUUCUGAAUCAAUUCCAACGAUCUGGAGAUGGCUGAGAAUGCUCCCGAGGGGUCACCUCUAGUAGCUCCCACUGAAGAGGUUCCAGUUGCAGAGGAAGUUCUUGCAGUGGGCACUGUUCCUGAAGAGGAGGGAACAGAUAUUCAAGAUACAGCAGCAGAUCUUGCCACUAAAGAAAUACCCGAUGGUGAAGAAGGUUCAGUGUUGCCAACCGAGGAAGAUCAGAUGUCAAAAGAAGGCCAGGAAGCUCACGGAAAACCAAAAGGUUUAAUAAGCGCCGAACAACGAAAGGCUGAAAAGCUGUUCAAGGUGAAGAAGCUGCUCCAGAAAAAGAAGGUUGAGGAAAUGGCAUUACUGCCAGUUCCUGAGGUCAAAGAUAAGCCCCAAGAACCUGAUGAUAAUAUUCAGGAUGAGAGCUAUCACUCUUUGCAUUCUAUUGGUGAAGAGUCCGGUGAUGACCUCGAUGAUAUAAAUGCCAUUAUCAACCAAAAAGUCCCAUCUCCAGAAGAAGGCGCUGUUAUCGAUGAGGACGUAGAGUCAGUUUCCAGCGAGGAUACACCAUUGCCCAGAUUGGGAAACUCCUUGAAGAGUGAGUUCAUUCACGAGUUCGACAGCCUGCCCAGCAUUUCCGACAUUUCCCUCGAUUCGGAACCAGAACAUGAGACCGAACCGGAGCGAUCCAGAAAAAAGUCCUCAAUCACUGCGGACACCUCACUUGCGGAAAAUGCUGAAGAAGCGGGGGAGGGUGAGUCUGGUGGAUCGUCCGCUCGGGAUGUUGACAUAAAUACGACGACUGAGGCCGAGGAAGAUGAUGAGUCCAUAGAAAUGGACGACUUGCCCGACGAACAGGCGUUGGGAAAGCAAGUAAUCAUUGCUGAGGAGGUCGACACUAUGGCCAUGUUCGCUGUGGCCGUAGAUGCGGAUGUCGAGCUCCAGCCAGAAAUGAAAGAAACAGUAGAAGAACCCUUCUGGUAUCGUCUCACUGUCGAUUUCCUGAACCAUCUAAUUAACACCGUUGUGGCUUAUUCGGAAAACGCCGACAAAAACAAGGAAAACCUUUUGGACAAGGAAAAGAUGAUUUUGGAACUGGCGCGUUUGCUAGACGAUUACACCUACGAAAAAUGUCUGAACACCCAGUUGAAUAAUGUCGUGUGUGACUACUACCGGCGCAUUCGAAAGUUUAACAAUUUUCAGCCACUGUCCGAUGAGGACACUGGCAAUGAGUUCAUCCGUUAUAUACACGCCUUAAAAAUGGUUGACAACUUGAUGGAACGUGUCAAAUUGAUCAAGAUUAGGUAUGGACAUAGUACGGCACGAGCAGCGAUGGAACUGAACGCUUAUUCCGCCGUCGCUUUCAAUGAGGAGCAGCGCCUGGAGGGCUUCAUGCGAAAGACCCUUAUCCGCCGGGAUAUGGAUCGCCUGAAGCGCGCCCUGGACAAUGAUCUUAGGCGUAUGCAGGACUUACGCAACCAAAUCAGCGAGAAGCGCUACGAGCUCAACCUGAACCUUCACACAUUGGCCUUUGUCGAUGAGAAAGUAAUGAAAUUUGAGAGAGUCACUGAGACACUGACCAUUUCCCAAAUGCUAUGUGCCAAUGAAUCCAUAAUACAGUUAAGCAAGCAAUUAGAGGAAAAAUGCAAGGACGUAGCGGUGAUGCAGUCCAACUACAAAAAGUCUAUGAUUGAGGAGACAUGCAUCAGGGAGAAGCGAGACAUGAUUGCCUAUAUGCUAGCUAAGGCCAAGAAAGAGUACGCCGACCGGUUCGAACGGCGAAACAGGCUGCGCAAGGAGCUGACGAGUCUUCAAGUGGAGCAUGCCAGACUGAAGGCCCAGCGGGUAAAGUUGGAGCUCAAGGGAGGUUUGCUCUUUAAGGUUGGACUGAUGUACGAUUAUGACAAAUGUAUGGCCGACAUAGAAAAUCGACGCGCCAAAAUUGCGAAUAUGAAGAAAACAUGCACCGACCUGAGUAAACGCAUUUUUGAUAUCCAAAUUCAUAGGCACCACUCCAGUUUUUCCAUAAACGAACUCCCUUAAUUACAAAUAAUUUGUAAUUUUUUAUUUUCACUAAAAUAUCUAAUAAAAAUUUAAGUGCAUCUUUAUAAA
Messenger RNA from Drosophila eugracilis, 2102 nucleotides. RefSeq lists its product as uncharacterized. The record is from RefSeq and is a predicted model, not a curated record. Lineage: Eukaryota; Metazoa; Arthropoda; Insecta; Diptera; Drosophilidae.